AUGGCUGGGAACACAGGAAAAAUUCGGUAUGGAGUUCAGGAGCGGCAGACAGCAGAGAAGCCAGGCGUCCGCGAGUCUUGGAAGACCGCGUCAAAACAAGCAGGCGCGGGGGGAACCGCAGCAGGGUUUCCUGCUGGCGCGUACAAUCCCAUAUCAGGAACGUUUCAUAAUAUCGCCGGGGUGAACCCAGACGGUUCAGGGAAUUCGCAGAAUGGGCGGUAUCGAUCUUUUGAAGAAGGGGACGACGCAGGGGGGGGAACUCAGGAGAGCGAUGUUCUGUCCAACAGCGGGAGUUGUUCAGGGGAGUCGGAAGAUCAAACAGGGUUGAAAGGGCCCGGUGCCACGUCGCGAGACGGACAGCAGCAAGCCUCGGCGGCGGUCCCUGACAAGAAGGACAAGAUACGCGCCAAGAACGAGAAGAAACACCUUAGGCAAAAGGAGAAGAAGGCCCAGGAGUUGAGGGACAAGUGCACUGGGUUUCUCACCGCUCGGAAGCUCGAGAGUCUGGCGGAGCAGCUGGUAGCUAUGGGUUUCCCUAAGGACAAGUGCACGAUUGCGCUUAUCUGCAACGACGGCAACCUGGAACGGUCGGUCACGUGGUUGCUGGAGGGGCAGGAGAGCAACGUUCGAGACGCGAGCUCCGUGGGGAAUCUGAAGCUGGAUGUGUCGGAGGAGUUGGCGCGCAUGGCGCAGAUGGAGCGCGUGGAUGGGUACAACAGGACCGACAUCGAACGCGCUGUUGUAGCAUUCGAAGGGGACUUGGACAAGGCCGCUGUCUUCUUGCGGGAAAAGCACCGCCCCACGAAGUUCUUAGGCAGGGGCGUUCCUCCCACAGGCGGGUUGCCUGGAUCCGCGGGCCCUGUUGGCUAUGGCUACGGGCAUGGUCACGGGCAGGCGUCGGCCCAUCCCGGCGCUCAAAUCGGACAGCCUGCGCUGAUGGCUUCAGGCAUUUACCCUGGCCCUCCUGGUAGUGGGCUGAUGGGGAAUGCUCAAGAUAGGGAGGACGAUAGGCGCUAUGUCAACGGACAGCACGUGGGUGGUGCGUCGCACCAUCUCCCUCAGCAGCAGCAGCAGCAGCAGCAGCAGCAGCAGCAGCAGCAGCAGCAGCAGCGCGUGCUUCCUGCCAUGGGUUCAUCCGCGCACCGGCCGCUACAGCAGGGGUCAGUAGAUUCGGGAAAGAUGGUUGGAAACGCUGGGCCGUAUGCAAUCAGAGCUGGUGCGGGGAUGGGACUGGGAGGUGGCGCGCCUGUGCGUCACUCCGCGGCCCCCAUGAUGCAGGCGCCUUCUCUGGGUUGGUCAGCUGCGGGUGCCAUUCCACGCGGGCCCGCUGUUAUGCCUGGUGGGCCGCACGCGCUGUCUGAUGGUACUUGGAAAGGGUCCAUGGAGGCUGGUACGGGUCUUCCUGCCACUCAUUCCGCACCCAGCAUCUUCCCGGGUCAGCAGGGCGACCUGUUAGCUGCACAGCAUCAUGACCAGGGUCCGCCGCCGCAGCAGCAGCAGCCUGGAGCGCAGCAGGCGCAGCUUGCGCAGCAGCAGCAGCAGCAGCAGCAGCAGCAGGCACAGCACGCAUGGCAGGUCCGGGGGAUGUCUGGGGCAGCAGGAGGAGUGAGCACGAACAUGGCUGGGGGCUGGAGCCCAUUCAGUGGGGCCCCGGAUGGAUCCGACCUGCCUGGCAAGGCAGGCCUGGACCCUACCUCUGGUAUUCCCAUGGGGCUGACCGCAGGCGCUAUGGCUUUCACUCCCGGUCAGCCGUACGUGCAGCAGAGGGCUGGCGCUGCUGGUGUGGCGAUUGGGGCGCGACAGAUGGGGGGUGUAGGCAGUGCCCCUCUGGAGUCCACUGCUUCUGGUGGCACGUCUGCUCUGUCCUCUGAAGUGAUUCCCCCCUGGGGCGCGUCCACCACUCUUGCUUCUGUUGACUGGAGCCUUUCCGGUGCGCCGCUCAGCUCCCUCGCAACCCUCUCGCCUGCGCCUGAUGCUCCUGCACGGUCUGCUGCAGCAGGGGCGCUGGGCGCGGCGGGAUUUGGUGUGGCGGGCGCAGGGGGUAGCAGUGCGUUUGGGAGGCCGGUGGGUGCGACGGCAGGCGGGCUGCUAUCGGCUGGGGGAGUGGCGACUGGCUCAGGUACGGCAGCUCUGGUCAGUAGCAUUCGCUCUGUAGACUGGAGUGUGUCGGGCUCCCUUGCCAAUGCCAGCGCAGGGAAAGUCGGUGUGGGGGGUGGUUUGGGAGGGGGUAUGGGGAUCUGGGGUGGUGGGACGUCUGGCUUUGCUGAUCAGAGCGUGGCCAGCGGGACUUUGAGCGGUCUUGGGGGGGCCGGUGCAGGGGGUGUGCCUUCGAGCUCUGAGCCUGUGAGGGCGUAUGAUCUGUGGGGGCGGUCUGCCAUUGCUGUGCCUAGCUCUGUGGGCACUGCCUGGCAGCAGCAGCAGCAGCAGCAGCAGGGCGUCCCUGUGCCGUGGCAGCCAGAUUCCAGCAAGGAAGGGGAUGGAGGCGGCACUAAGGAGCACACGGGUGGGGUAGCUGAAGCAACGGCAGGGCAGCAGGUCAAUGGAGGUGGGGAGAAGAAAGCUGGUGAGGCAGUGGAGGGACAGGGUGGGGGGAGUGAGGCGCAGAAGGCAGAAGUUGUACAAGGGGGGCAAGAGGGCCAGCAUGUGCAAGGCGGGCAUGAGGAGCAGCAGAAGGGUGUGGAGCAAGGCGGAGGGGGGCAGGGCGGUGAGGAGCGUGAGGCAGGCGAGACAGGAAUGGCGAAGCGCGUGGUGAUUGCGGGUGGAGGCAUUGCGGGGUCCCUCCUAGCUAAGCUUCUUGAGAAAGACGCCGAUGUGACAUUGAUUGACAGCAAGGACUACUUGGAAGUGCGCUGGGCCACGCCGCGCGCCUUCGUGGAGCCAUCGCUGGCGGAGAAGAUCGUGAUCCCGCACACGGCGUACCUGCACAAGGCCAAGGCCCUCACCGCGCUCAUCACCGGCCUCUCUCUCGCCGCCGCGCCGCCGCCCGCAAAGCCGGAGGCCGACGCGAAGGAGGCGAGCGCAGACGAGAAGACAGAGACGGCGGCUCCCGCGACUGAAACAGAGUCGAAGGAAGAGGCUAAGGAGGAGGCUAAGGAGGAAGUUAAGGAGGAGGCUAAGGAGGAGGCUAAGGAGGAAGUUAAGGAAGAGGCUAAGGAAGAGGUUAAGGAAGAGACUAAGGAGGAGAUUAAGGAAGAUGCUAAGGAGGAGGCUACGGAAGAGGCUAAAGAAGAGGUUAAAGAAGAGUCUAAGGAAGAGGUUAAGGAGGAGGAGGUUAAGGAAGAGGCCAAAGAGGAGACAAAGGAAGAGGUGAAGGAAGAGGAGGCUAAGGAGGAAACGAAGGAAGAGGCUAAGGAGGAGGCUAAGGAGGAGGCUAAGGAAGAGGCUAAAGAGGAGACAAAAGAAGAGGUGAAGGAAGAGGCUAAGGAAGAGCCUAAGGAAGAGCCUAAGGAGGAGGCUAAGGAGGAGGUUAAGGAGGAGGUUAAAGAGGAGGCUAAGGAGGCUAAGACAGAGGAGGCCGUUAAGGAGAGCGCGAAGCCAGCAGCAGCAGGCGGCGAGGUGCUGCUAGCGGACGGCACGGCGGUGCCGUACGACGUGCUGGUGAUCUGCACGGGGUCCGACCCCUACACCACCACCACGCGCGACGACCGCCUCAAGUUCUACGCGCAAGAGAACGAGAAGCUGAAGGCGGCGAAGAGCGUUGUGGUGGUGGGCGGAGGGCCGUCGGGCGUGGAGCUGGCGGGGGAGAUUCUCACGGACAUGCCCGGCAAGAAGAUCACCAUCGCCACUGGCGGCGCGCGCGUGUGCGAGUUCCUCAAGGCGAAGGGCAGCGACAAGAUCCUGGCGUGGCUCAAGGCGCAGGGCGUCGACGUGCUGCUCGGCGACCGCGUGCAGGCCUCUUGGGAUCAAUUCGGCAGCAGCGGCACGCUCAAGACGGACGGGGGCAAGGAACUGACGGCGGACUAUGUGGCCAUCGCUGUGGGCGCGCGCCCUUACACCGCCUGGCUCACAGACGCCCUGGGCGCAGUAGUGGAGGACGGGCGUGUGAAGGUGGACUCGCACCUGCGUGUGGAGGGCCAUUCCAACGUCUUCGCAAUCGGCGACAUCACCAACAUCAAGGAGAACAAGCAAGGGUACUUUGCGCAGGAGCAUGCCCGUGUGGCGGCAUCCAACAUCCGCAAAGUGCUCAAGAGCCAAGGCAAGCCCGCCACGCUCAAGUCUUAUGCCCCGGGUAUGGAUGUGGCCAUUGUGUCUCUGGGCCGGAAACAGGGCCUUGCCCAGCUUCCCUUUGGGACCUUCAUGGGGUGGGUACCCACCAACAUGAAGAGCAAGGGGCUCUUUGUGAACAAGAUUCGGGCUGAGCUCGGAGUCAAGAUGGCGCUAUCGGCGCUUCUGCUCCCCCUGCAGCGUCUGAUCGCCGAUAUCGAGCUCAUCUUCGACCACCGCCUCCCCUCCGCCGCUCCUUUAACCUCCCGCUCCCCUCACUCCUCCCUCUCCUCCCUCUCCGCCGCCGGCUCCUCCUCUUCCGCCGUCUCGCCUUCCCGCGCGCCCCCUCGCGAUAACAGCGACGAUAAGAGCAGUCGCUCGAACCGCCGAGCCGCCAUAGCUCUCGUUCUAGUAAUCGCCAUUGCGGGCGUCACGGUUUCCCUCAUUCUCGCGUGCUCCACCAGCGGCUCGCUCUCGCCGCGCCGCCUUCGUUUCAACGAGCCCGAACCGCCGUACGGCUCGACAGCGGCGGACUGGAACCGAAUUCAGAGUCCAACAGACGGUGCUGCCAGUAGCAGAUCUGCUUUUAGCGGGGAUGAUGGGGACGACGGGCCUGGAACCCCUUCCGCGGGUAGGGGCUGGUGGGGACUGACGCGAAGCGCGCAAGCGCAAGCUUCCGUGGCCGCGGCAGCAGCGUCUGCCGAGGUGCGCUUGCUGCUGAGCCUGUUCCGCGUGACGGCGCUGGGGCAGCGCCUGGCGGAAGCCGCCACGCUGGAAUGCACGGAUGCUGUCGCCCGCGCACAGGAACCACAAGACAGCCUCACAUCCCCCUCCGCCGCCGCCGCUGCGGCUACAGCUGGGGCGGCAUCCGCAUCACUGGGAUCCGCUUCCGCAUCGCCUGGAUCUUCCGCCGGUUUCGGUGCAAGCGCAGAUCCAAGCGCGCGCGUCGGGGCAGACGGGGGGGAUUUCGCGGAAGGUGGUGCCCUCCCCGGCUCGCACCCCGCCAGCGGCGCAUCAAGCGGCGCGCGUUCCGCGUCCGCGGAGCACAUGGUUGCGUGCAGCGCGCGGGAGAGGGCGGCGGGCGCGCCCCUGGCGGCAGUGAAAGCGCACAGAGUAUCCGCGGAGGACGAGGUGCUGCUCGCGCUGGUGCGGGGGAAGAAGGCGGAGAGGGAGCAGAUCUCACUAGCCGUGACGGACCCUGCUAUCGCCUUCCUCUUCCUCGCUCCGCCCAACGCUGCCCUGCCGUCCCCAGCAGUGUGGAACCGCUUCUUCGAGGGCCACGAGGGCAAGUACAACGUGUACGUGCACGCGCAUCCGGGCGUGCACUCACAGACGCUCUUCUUCAACGACUCCCUCGUGCGCGCUCACCAGUACAGGGAGGGUGACAUCACAGCAGUGGAUGCGUUGAGGAGGCUCCUAGCCCCCGCCCUUGCCAACCCCCGCAACUUCCGCUUCCUCAUCCUCUCCCCCUCCUGUGUGCCAGUGCGCAACUUCACCACGGUGUGGCGCUACCUCAUGGCGUCGCCCCUCGCCUACCUCCACAGCUCUGACCCAGAGCCCUCCCCAUCCGCCUACUCCCCGCGCAUGGCUCCUGACGUGCGCCCCCUCCAAUUCACCGCCGGUUCACAGUGGAUGGCAAUCACGAGGCGCCAUGCAUACGCCAUAGUGGAGGACCGGGCCAUCUAUGCCAAGUUCGCUGCCUUCUGCCGGAACGACCGCUGGCACCACCACUGUAACCCCGCCCAUCACUACGUUCCCACUCUCCUACGAGUAAGCCCCCCUCUUGCUCCUCCUGCCGCCACUCCUGCAGAUUCCGGUCUGACUUCAGUCUGA
Closterium sp. Yama58-4 is the source of this 6036-nucleotide messenger RNA. Lineage: Eukaryota; Viridiplantae; Streptophyta; Zygnematophyceae; Desmidiales; Closteriaceae. The record is from the annotation of a GenBank genome assembly.